GGUGAACAAAACGAACUCGGCCUUCCAGUUUGUUGUGCAAGCGGCCCAGCAGCCCAGCAACGGCGAGCUCUCCCCAACCGACGACCCACGACCCCGUCACGGCCUCGCCGGCGGCGGCACGCUCACUGGCCUUGCCGUCGCUGCCUCGCCUCCGGCUUCGCCCCGUCAUCCGGCGCUCGCCGACACCCCGCCUAGACCCCUCCUCCCCCUCCUACUCUCAAGUCUGACCCCCUCGCUCGUCCCCGGCUCCCCGACGCCCUGCGCCCAACGGCCGCCGACGCUCCCUGCCCCUUCUGGCAAAGCCACACAGGUGAGCACGAUGCUGCGCAGCUUCCCCCAGGCCCAUCGGCUUCUGAAGAGGCUGGGUUUUGAGAAGGGGGACGCCUACUUCUUUAAGCAGAUGGGCAAGGGCAUGCUAUGCACAUACGCGCUUUUUGGCGCCGCGUGGUUCUGGAAUGAGACAUCGCCGCUUGGCUGGUGGACGCUCAAGCCACGGCCCAAGGAAGAGAAGGAGAUGGCGCAUCUGUACGAGCGCAGGGAGUUCCCGUACCCAGGCGACGAGGAGGCAGUGGAGGAGUUCAUAAAGAGCGGGGGCGCCCUGGGCACGACGAUCGGGCCCAAGGGGUUCGCGGACGCCAACAUGGACUCGGACAACAUGCAGAAGCAGCUGCAGUCGAAGAAGUUUGACCAGGAGGCGCGCAAGCUGUGGUUCCGGAUGCGCAACGAGGUGGUGCAGGAGCUCCAGGAGAAGGGGUUCGACGUCGAAUGA
Molecule: messenger RNA, 769 nt
Organism: Triticum urartu
Lineage: Eukaryota; Viridiplantae; Streptophyta; Magnoliopsida; Poales; Poaceae
Source: RefSeq, a predicted model, not a curated record